This is a messenger RNA of Penicillium paradoxum, 2067 nucleotides long. RefSeq lists its product as uncharacterized. NCBI's taxonomy places the organism in Eukaryota, Fungi, Ascomycota, Eurotiomycetes, Eurotiales, Aspergillaceae. Gene Ontology annotation, biological process: DNA repair. The transcript is spliced from 9 exons. Bases 1 to 2067 code for a protein of 688 amino acids. The record is from RefSeq and is a predicted model, not a curated record.
AUGGCACCCCGCCCUGCUGUUAAUCGGCGCCUGGCGGCUGGAAGGCCAGUACAAACAGGCCGCAUCGCCAAAACAAAGAGAGAGACACCCAUCAAAAUUCUACCGGACCAGGUUGAAGCUGUUGUCAGUGAGCAAGAGCUUGAGCCAGUUUAUGGAAAACCCCCAGCCUGGGCAGAGGGCCGUCAGCAACUAUGUGAUGCAAUUCCCUGGUUUCGCUGCACCCAGGGUGCAAUGUAUCACAAUGAGGGCUUUUGCUAUGGCUUCCUCGUCGAUGCUGACGGUGGUACUCGCACUCACAUCGACGAAGAGGUCAUUAUUACGCGAAUUGGUGGAUGUUGCAGUAAAGACUCGGCGGGAAACUUGACCCUCGAAAAAAACCAAGACCCCGACAAUGCAUUGGUCCAAAGUAUUAUCAAUACCAAGGAGUCGAAGCUCGCUGUUGGUUUGGUUAUCGGAAACAAGAACAAGAUUCUUAACCGCGAUCUUCCGCAUCGGUACAACAUCAUGGACUGGUUUCGGGUUACCAAUGUCUGGUUUGAGAAGAUUGGCCAGAAACAUGGUGUCAAAGUUCGCUUCGAGAAAUUGAACCUCGCAGAAAAGAGCUGGUGGGCGGCCAAAGGCUCCCCUCCUCCAAUGCCCCUCGAGCAACGAGAUUUUGAAACGAAGCCUCAAAUACUCAAAUGUGAGGCUUGCUAUACAGAGAGUAUUCGCGUGUACGAGGAUGGCUGGAUGUGUCUCAACCCUGAUUGCAUGGAUUUCUGGAUGAUCGAUGACAAUUUUCCUCCUGCUGAGCUCACUUUUAAUCCUGAUUUCCUGAGCUUUCGCAAUCGUCCGGACCCAGAGAUUCAGCCUCAUUACAGUCUUGUUCCUGAUCUCUUGGCAACUCUGGAUGAGAACGCGGCAGAUGUUACCACAUCUCGUAUCGCAUGGAAGGGAAUUGUGUGCCCCAAGUGCCUCAAAUGUAUCAGACGCACUUUCUGGCGAGGCUGGAAAUGCGAUGAUGACUCAACUGAUGGCAAAGGGCGUGGCAAUAGCUGCACGUUUCAGAAGUUUAUGGAUAUGCGCCCUGUCUCCCUCCGGGUGGCCGUCGAUCAUUUCGAGCUGGCUCCGAUCAAGCGAGCAAUUCUCUUUGAUAAGAAGUUCAGAACUCCGGAUAUUGAUAACACUACCGGUUCUUCCUAUCGGCAGUUGACUUACAACCUUGAUGGGGUCGGUUGCAUCACUCACUUUGUGUCCAACAGAGCAAUCAACGGCCGCCCGAAUGGACCCGAUGACCUUUUCAUCAAUCUUCAACGUAUCGAUCAUGGUCUCAAACGAUUCCAACUCCAGGCCAGUCUUGUUGCGGGCACACUGACUUCUCAUUUCGCCGUCAACUACGGUAUGCCCUACAAGUAUGUAGUGUCUGUCGAUUCCAAGGGCUUUGACGAAGCUCCCAAUGACAUGCUCCGAGCUCUGGGUCGUUUGUCCUGGGCAACUGAACAAGCUGUCCGCUCUACUGGAGAUACGUAUCUGCCUCCGAAUGAGCUAUUAACACUGGGAUACUUCGAGAAUAUGAAGAUUGGGUACCACGAUGACGGCGAAUCUUCACUGGGUCCUACCAUCGCCACUCUUUCGCUCGGUGGGAAAGCCACCAUGUAUGUCCGCAUGAAGUAUAAAUAUUUUAACGGCUCUACCAGACGAGCCGAGCCCAAGCAACUCGGAAAUCUUCUGCAAGAUGAUCCUGUCCUGAAGGGUUGUAUGUUUGAGGAUGAGCGUCGAGUACUCAAGAUGCAAUUCGAUGCUGGUGAGAUCUCGCAACAUCAAUAUGAUCAGUCUCGUCGGGAUCUCUCGAAGGGUCACAAGGGGAAAGAAGCUCCUCCUAUAAUCAAAAUGGAUCUUCAUCAUGGCGACCUGGUUGUCAUGCAUGGCGAAAAUCUCCAAAAGUAUUAUGAGCAUUCUGUAAUCCCCGAGAACAAGCUGCGCUUUGCUUUGACUGCGCGUUACGUCAAGCCUGAUGACCUGAAUGCUAAGGAGAUCCAGAAAGGUCAGUUCACGCUUACACCUGACCAAAUCUACGAUGGACAAUGA